AGAGAGAGCGGGAGAGAGAGAGAGAGAGAGAGAGAGACGUCUUGCUCUGGCGCGAAUGCGCGGAGUGAAUAAGUGCUGUCCAUGAGGAAUACCCCGCACACACACGCACACACACACACACGCACCUCGGAUCCUCGGAUUUUCAGCGUGUGCCAGUGAGCAGUGAGCGGGUGUGUAUGUGAGUGUGUGUGUUUGGACUGGAGAAGAGCAGCAGGACGCAUCGCGGGAAUUCUCCUCACUCUCCUCACUGGAUUCUGAAUGGGGUUUUAUCCCGGAUAAACUUCGGAUAAUUUUUCAGGGCUGACUGUUUCUCCAUGUUUUUGGACACAAUGAUUACGCAGAGCAUGAGGGAUUUGUUUCUGGGGACCCUUCUGGUUUCUGUGUUCUCAGCUGUAUCAACCCAGAGCAACCCAUUUACCUCCCUGCCACCUCUGUCAGCUCCCCGCAUCUACCUGUCCUUUAAAGAGCUGAAGUCUACAGGCACGGCACAUCACUUCGCCUUCUUGCUAAACUCCACUGACUACAGGGUCCUGCGCAUGGACGAGGAUCAUGACCGCAUGUAUGUGGGCAGCAAAGACUACAUCCUCUCCCUGGACCUAAAUGACAUCAAUAAAGAGCCCCUUAUAAUCCACUGGCCUGUGGCUCCUCUGAGGAAGAAUGAGUGUGUUCUGUCAGGGAAGGACAUCAAUGGCGAAUGCGGGAACUUCAUCCGGCUGAUUGAACCAUGGAACCGGACUCACCUGUAUGUGUGUGGAACAGGCGCCUACAACCCCAUUUGCACCUAUGUGGACAGGGGUCAAAAAUCACAGGCUUUGCUCCAGAAUCAGAAUCUUCGAGCAGGAGGCCGAACAAGUCGUGCAGCAGAACCCAGUGCCUCGCCUGAGCCUUAUGCACCCAAGGAAUACAUCUUUCGUCUGGAGCCGGGAAAAGUGGAUUCUGGGAAAGGAAAAUGCCCAUUCGACCCCAAAUUAAACAGUGUGUCUGCGCUGAUCAAUGGCCAGCUCUACGCUGGAGUGUACAUCGAUUUUAUGGGAACGGACUCUGCCAUUUUCCGUACACUAGGGAAACACACAGCCAUGAGGACCGACCAGUACAACUCGCGCUGGCUCAAUGAUCCCACGUUUGUCCAUGCACAGCUCAUACCAGACAGCGCGGAGAAGAAUGACGACAAGCUGUACUUUUUCUUUCGCGAGAAGGCUUCAGAGAUGGGUCAGACCCCCAUGACUCAAUCCAGAAUUGGCAGGAUCUGUUUGAAUGAUGAUGGAGGUCACUGUUGUUUGGUUAACAAGUGGAGCACCUUCCUGAAAGCACGACUAAUCUGCUCCAUAACCGGGGCUGAUGGCAUUGAGACGCACUUCGACGAGCUUCGGGAUGUGUUUAUUCAGAAGACUCAAGACACCAAGAAUCCUGUCAUCUAUGGAGUCUUCUCAGUGUCUGGGUCAGUGUUUAAGGGUUCAGCCAUAUGUGUGUAUUCCAUGGCCGAUGUGCGUAUGGUCUUUAAUGGCCCCUUUGCCCACAAGGAAGGUCCAAACUACCAGUGGAUAGCCUACCAAGGGAAAAUCCCUUACCCACGGCCUGGGACAUGUCCAGGAGGGACGUUCACCCCCAACAUGAAAUCCACUAAAGAUUACCCAGACGAGGUUAUCAACUUCAUGCGGAACCACCCCACCAUGUACAAUGCUGUGUAUCCAGUGCACAAGCGCCCCCUGGUGGUGCGCACCAAUGUUGAUUAUGAGUUCACCACUAUCACUGUGGACCAAGUUGCAGCAGCAGAUGGCAGUUACGAGGUGCUGUUCUUAGGAACAGACAGAGGCACCGUGCAGAAGGUCAUUGUUCUUCCUCGAGAUGAUCUACAGACUGAGGAACUAGUUCUGGAGGAAGUCGAGGUCUUUAGGGUUCCAACACCAAUAACCACAAUGAAGAUUUCUCCAAAACGACAACAGCUGUAUGUGAGUUCAGCAGUAGGAGUGACUCACCUGGCAUUACACAGAUGUGAUGUGUACGGUGAAGGGUGUGCCGACUGCUGCCUCGCCCGGGACCCUUACUGCGCUUGGGAUGGCAAGUCCUGCUCCCGCUACUCCACCAACCACAAGAGGCGCAGUCGAAGGCAAGAUGUGAAGUAUGGCAACCCGAUUAGACAGUGCAGAGGCUACAACUCCAAUGCCAAUAGAAACACUCUGGAGGCGGUGCAGUAUGGAGUGGAGGGAAGCACAGCGUUCCUGGAGUGCCAGGCCAGGUCUCCUCAUGUGUCCAUCAAAUGGCAUUUUCAGAAGGAGAACAGUGACAGGAGACGAGAGAUUCGUUCAGAUGGGCGUGUGUUGCACACAGAUCAGGGCCUGCUUUUGCGCUCCCUGCAGCUCUCAGACGCUGGCACCUACCAGUGCACAGCCACAGAGAAGAAUUUCAAGCACACGCUGGUCAAGCUGCAGUUGCUUGUGCUUUCAGUCCGCACUGUCAACAGCAUCCAAAUGGAGACCGGAGCCUCUAUACCUGCCUUGCCCGCUGUUCCCCUACAGACCAGUGCCUGGACACCCAGUGCUGAGCAGUACAAAGACCUGCUGACCAUCCUGAGCCAGCCUGAGAUGGGCUUAAUCAACCAGUACUGCCAGGACUACUGGCAAUUCGCUGAGCAUGACAAGAAAGACCCAUACGAACCGAAGGAGCCGCGCAAACCGCGUAACCGGAGACACCACGAGACCCAGAGGAGCUCAGCCGAGACAUGAAUAGGAGGCUGAGGAGGCCGGAAACACAGACACAUAAAGUACAUGCAUCCACGAGACUCAAGCAAAAACUCCAACCCGCUGAAACACAUUACACGUGAAAAUAAGUUAAACUACAGUGUGACCGAUGGACAAAAUGGACACAUUAGAGCAGCGAGAGUAGGCAGUAUUUAUUGUAGUUUGUACAUAGUUAGACUCUGUGGAUAUCUUUGUACUGAGAGCACAAAAAGAGAGGGAAAAAAACAGUUUUGUGUAUAUGAUUCUUCUGUGCAGAUAUUUUAUUAUUGUUAUUCUUCGUAUAGCAUAUUUAUUAUAGUGUUCUUGUCCUAAUGAACUGUGUGAUUGUAUUAUGGGGGAAGGUGAAAGCACAGUUACAGGCUGUAUAUACUGAGUGGAUAAAUACUCAUGGCACCUCAUUUGUAGGUGCUCCUAAUAGGCCACCAUGUAAUAUUCAAUGAGACAUUAGCUGUAACACCAGUGGUUUUACUGACCAAGCAGUUUCCAUGGAUACAAGCUGUAUUCUUAGUCAGUCACACUUUACGUAUGCUUUAGUUCAGGGGUGUCAAACUCAUAUUAGGUAAUGGGCCACAUUACACUUAGUCCAAUGUCCAAAGUGGGCCGGACAAAACAGAGCAGUUUGGUAGACCCAUAACACAUGAAUAACUCAUCUUAAAGGUGUUUAUUGUAUCAGCAUUUAUCUGUGAAUACACACACUGUGAAUACACAAACAGAUUGAACAGGUAUCUCCUACAAACCUGAUGAACAAACUUGCAAUUCAUUACAAAAAAAGCAAUUUUUCCAGAUUAUGGUUUUUCCAUACAGUGGCUUGGAUAAGUAUUCACCUCCUGGGUGAAAUUUUCCACUUUUUGUAAUGUUACAACCUAGAAUAGACUUAAUCGGGAUUAUAUAUCAAUUUUUUAGCAUGCUGAUGAAGAGUUACAAAUAAAUUUUCAAUGGCUAGCACAUUUUAUCAGUAGCUGAGUUGAUGGCUGUAAGUUUAUUGCUCUAUUUUGCCCCCUAGUGGAGAACAGUGACUAAAUUUUUCAGUUCAAUUAUGGUUCACAAGACAAUAUUGCUUUAGAGAACGGAUUCUAAAUUCAUUUAGAUGGCCAGAUCAGAAUCUUUAUCGACACCCCUGCUUUAGCUAUACUUGUAAAUGUUUGAAUAGUUAUGUAGUCAAACUUAAUUAUAAUAAUAACUCUCUGAGUACUUGGCUGAGGAAAGAAAAUUCACAUAGUCGUUACAUGAGUAGGAUAACAGUGUGUACAGUUGAUCAGAAUCAUCUCAGCUCUACACAGGAGGUUUAAAACAUCAGAUUUAUGUCUUUGUAAUGGUCUUGAUCUUCCAUGUCUAUAUGACUACAUGUGCAAAAUUCUUCCGUAAGUCACUAGGUCUGAUUCUAACCCAAAAGGACAUCCCACAUAGUAACCAUAUGCUUUUACUCACAUUAGCAAGUUAUAUGUAAAUAGUACAUACAAUUAUUGCACGAAGUAAGUACACUAAGUACACUAAAUUACCGAAUGCAUAGGAUUCAAAUCAGGAUGUUGUUUCUUUUUUUCUAAAUUAAAUGCAUAUUGAAAGAGUAUGCCAUAUUGUGAUAACCUUGUGCAUCUUUAUAACAGAGAAGUCAAGGCAAGCACUUUUAACCACCUUAUCCAGUCAUUUAGACUGUCGUCCCAGAGGUUUAGGAGAAUUGUUCUCAUUUUUGCAUGAAAUGUUUUUGUACUGUACAGCUUUAUUAGUUAAAAACCCAGUUAUGUUGUUGUGUAGAUGUUUAUGGAUGGUCUUUUAUGUAAGAAUCACUUUAUGUGAAAACCACAAAGGAACAUAGAGACUGAUUUAAAGGAACAGAGAACUACUUUAUGCACAAGACAAGGUGAAAGGAAGCUAAGUGGACUUCAAUCUCAUGUCUCUCCUGCCUUUCUUGUGUAAUUGCUUGACACGUGGUAAAGCAGGCUGCUUUAAAUGACUGUUGUACAAUAGCGGGGGUUCUAUUUGUAAUACAUUAUAUACCACUGUGGUUUGUCUUUCAUUAUGUUUUUUUCUAAUAUUUUCUGUGUAUAAAAUAUUAUUGGAAAUAGAUGUACUUCAAAGUUAAUGUUAUGGUACUGACUUUACUGUGCUUUUUUUUUCUUUUAUUGUUGUUGUUGACUAAAUAAA
Molecule: messenger RNA, 4880 nt
Organism: Pangasianodon hypophthalmus (striped catfish)
Lineage: Eukaryota; Metazoa; Chordata; Actinopteri; Siluriformes; Pangasiidae
Gene: sema3fa
Product: sema domain, immunoglobulin domain (Ig), short basic domain, secreted, (semaphorin) 3Fa
Exons: 19
Coding region: 315-2723 (802 amino acids)
Biological process (GO): semaphorin-plexin signaling pathway; axon guidance; negative regulation of axon extension involved in axon guidance
Molecular function (GO): chemorepellent activity; semaphorin receptor binding
Source: RefSeq, a predicted model, not a curated record